GACGACUCUUCUGCAAUGCUGUCAGAUGAGCUGUGAAAAGCUCCAUGGCGACACCGACUGUCGAGAAGUUUCUGUUGGAGGUCUCUAGGGUUCUGCGGGAACGAAAUGGCCCCCAGCUUCAAGAUAUUCUCGUCAUCGAACCUCCAUUGCCUCCGCUCUAUAAUCUGAUGGUGAACGAGCUCCGGAACGCAUUUCCAAGCGGGCAAGAUGACGCAUUAGAAGACAAGUGCACAAGGGCAUUGCCUGAGUAUGUGGAGAUGGAAGAUGGCAGCUCCUGGACUGCCUUCAUCAAAUUCAUGCGGCAAUACUUUUGUUUUCUCCGGGAUGUAAAUGUGGAGAAUCUGGUGGAGACCUUUCAGCUCCUGCGAAACCUCGUCAAACAGUCCGUCAAUGCCCUCGGUCACGGAUCUAUGGGCGUCGUGCUUCUACCCACAGUGAUCGCCUUUUCGCGCGCCCUCACCAAGCUCACGAUUGCUCUUCAUAAAAAGCCUCAAUUGAUUGCACACUUGAUACGAAGACAAGCGGCCGAUGAAAGUGGCUCCAGAUCGACUCUUGUGGACACUGCUGCGGAUGUUUUGAGAGACGCAUUCAGUGGGUGUCUGAAUGACCGGUCAGUGACAGGCGCAGGAGUUGGCAGCGAUGGGCGGCCAAUGGGCAAGAAGAUCAGCAUCUACGUGAUUGCAAAUCUCUGCCUGAAGCUAUAUUUUGAGUGCGACAAGAUCCGCAGCGCAGAGCAAAUCUUCGUCAACAUCCAGAACGGGUCGCCGCCUCUUUCGCUGUAUCCGGCCUCGCAACGAGUAACAUAUCUAUACUACUUGGGUCGCUACUACUUUGUCAACAAUCAUUUUUACCGCGCGCAGCUAGCUCUUCAAUCAGCGUACGACGGAUGUCAUUCAAAAUGCGUCCAACAGCGCAGUCGAAUCCUCCCUUUUCUGAUAACGGCGUGCAUGACUCUUGGACGAUUCCCAUCUCAAGCACUACUCCGUCGUCCUGAAGCAGCCGGCCUUGCAGAGAAAUUUUUGCCUAUAUGCCGAGCCAUAUCUCGAGGUGACCUGGCGACCUUUCGAAGUUUCUUUGGGCCGGAGGGCCCGCACACAGAUUAUUUCCUUCGGCGGCGUCUUUUACUCCCCUUACGUGACCGCUGCGAAGUCCUCGUGUGGCGUUCCAUGGCGCGUAAGACCUUUCUAUUGGCUGGCUCCCAGGGUGACCCAGGAGCACGCAAAGCACCAACUUUUGACUUGCAUGACUUACUUCGUUUAACUCAAGUAUUGGAGAGGAGAUCAUUUGGGCAAACGCAAAAGAAGCCUAUCGGAAAGACACAUACGAAUUCUAUUUUUAUGUUUCAAAAUUCUCAACAGAAUGGUAUCAAGCCAGAGCUAUACGUUGACCCAGAUGUAAAAGGAGUGGCUGAGCCGGCUGGGCCGCCGGAGCCAACAAUGUUGGAUAUUGAAAGCAUGGUAUCUUCGCUCAUUUACCAAGGGUUUCUUGGAGGAUUCAUCUCGCAUCGGCAACUUCGGUUUGCAAUUAGGGGAGCAAAAGAAAAAGGCUCGCUGAACGCAGGCUUUCCAAAUGUCUGGGAGGUCAUCAAGAGCAGGUCAAGUGAUGCAGUUCCCGGUUGGAAAAGGGACGAGGUGUCUAGUGUUAGGAAUGGCGUGAGCAGACCACCUGGUCCAGGAAUGGUUAUUCAUCUGAGUGGAGCCAGACCUGCUGGUACUCCGCCAAUGUAAGAUUCUCGGCUUUGUUUUUAGGUUAUUUCUUGUCAUGGUCUCUUUAUGCAUCUUCGAGGCGUUGUGGAUAUAUCAUACCAUCGGACGGCGUUUGUGGAUAGAUCUCAAAAAUAGCAUAGAUCAACGACUUAAAACCCCUGAGCAACUUUCUUCAUUACAUACAUAUUUCACUAAAGAGGAUAUAUAGUGUCCAUAGGACUAUACUGUGAACUCGGAGAGCCACAGUAACUGAUUUUGAUAAUUCAACUACCUGAUUGAUUACAUGGCCAGCUUUUUGGUAGGUCCAACAUAGGGCGACUUUCUUGCAAAAUCCCAGAUCAAAUAAUUGGGAAAUAUAGCCUGA
Xylona heveae TC161 is the source of this 2070-nucleotide messenger RNA. RefSeq lists its product as hypothetical. The transcript is spliced from 3 exons. Bases 45 to 1727 code for a protein of 560 amino acids. Gene Ontology annotation, cellular component: transcription export complex 2. The record is from RefSeq and is a predicted model, not a curated record. Gene Ontology annotation, molecular function: RNA binding; double-stranded DNA binding. NCBI's taxonomy places the organism in Eukaryota, Fungi, Ascomycota, Xylonomycetes, Xylonales, Xylonaceae. Gene Ontology annotation, biological process: transcription elongation by RNA polymerase II; poly(A)+ mRNA export from nucleus; post-transcriptional tethering of RNA polymerase II gene DNA at nuclear periphery.